Molecule: messenger RNA, 1605 nt
Organism: Symbiodinium natans
Lineage: Eukaryota; Dinophyceae; Suessiales; Symbiodiniaceae
Source: the annotation of a GenBank genome assembly
AUGGAGCCCGAAUGCUGGGACGGGGAGGUGGUUCUGGUAAAGUGGCCCGCAAAGUGUCGCAAGCUGCAGGGGAAGCUUCUUCUAACUGCCACGAGGCUGGUUCACAUUCCCGAUUCACCUGACACACAGACUGGAAAUUCUUUGGAGAUCCAGCUUGCCGGAGCCAGGAGCAUAAAGCUUGAGAUCUCCAAGAAACGGCCUGGUUUUGACGAGGCUUUGGUUCGCCUUUCCAACCUACCGUCUCCACCGGGGAAGCUCGUGGUUGAGUUCACAUGUCCUCAAAACAAGUGGGCGCACCUGAGCGAGCUUUCAGAAUGGAUGCGGGCACGUGAGCAGGAAGCCAAACGGCUGGAAGAGGAGCAGCGACAAGAAGCAGAAACCCUCGGGGAGCAGCUGCGCUCGGUCUUGUCUUCUCCGGAAUUGAGCCAGCAAUACCAGUACUUGGUGAAGCAGACUGGGAUCCUCACAUCUUCGGAGUUCCUUGAACAGCAUGCGCACGAGAUCUCAUUGCUUAAGCCACUGCCCGAAGCACCGGCAGUGGAUUUAGCUCCUUUGCGCGUCGUUGCAGCUGCGCACCGCUCUGACCAUGUAGUCAGCCCAGAAGAUCGCUCAGCAAUAUUCAAAGAGCUUCCCGAAUUAGGGCAGCUCCAUUCUGCAACGGUUCCAUCCAUGAUGACAGAGGCUCAGUUCUGGGAGAGGUGUUUGAGAAGCCGUUUCUUUAUGACCGCUGCGGGGAAGGAGGUGCCCGCUUCACAUCCUGAGGACCGGUUGUUCGAUUCGCUAAGCACAUCCAAGCCGCCAACGGAGCCAAGAGAGCCAAGAGAGCCAACGUUUCGAGCCAUCCUUUCACACCUCGAGGUGGACCUGACAGGUGACUUUGAAGCUGAUCGGCCCUCGAAGAAAAGCCGGACUGGCGCUCUCAUCAGCCGGCUCAAUGAGCGAAGUGCUGGAGCUACUGCUGCCAUGCCCACGGCUCCCGAAGGAGGCGCUCGACCACCAGGAGGCGUAGCUCCAGUAGGUACAGGUCUCCAUGAAGCGGUGGAGAAACGACGAUUUGAACUCCGGAAUGCAACCAAGGAAUUACAGGAGGAUCUGGGCAUGGCCAGUGCGGACACUUCCUCUGAAACUUUUUCUCGGCCUGCUCAAUUGCAACUGAAGCCAGGAGCCGGUGCUUUGUCCACCGUUCCCGAGAAGAGAGGCUCGGAUGCAACGGCUAAAGUCAGCCAUACCAGCUUGGCAACCCCACCAACAUGGACUUUUGAGAAGGGUCCAUCUGUCUCAGAAGCCGGCACGCGGUGGGUUCUCAAAACUUCGACCGAUGAGCUUCUAGCAGCUGAGCGGCUUCUUCCACUGUCUGGAAGUGGCGGGGAUGCCCACACCCACACGGUUGCACCGGAGCCAGUGGUCAGGGCAGUGACUCUCCUGCGCCACUUUUGGUCGAGCCGUGUCGCUGAGAAGGACAUGCGCGCCAAGCUAGCUGGUGAGGCCGCCAAUCUUCUCGGCGCCCUUGUUGACAUCAGCAAAGGUGGUGGAAGGAACAAGGCUGCUAUGGCGAGGUCAAUCAUUCCAGCUCUGCGCCAGGCAUUGGACCUCCAUGCCCAAGCA